CAGCAAACCAAAACUCCUUCCCUGCCCUUCCCACCAACAAACCCGAAACCAUGCAGUCAUUCAUCCAACGGGGCGCCGCCUUCUUCACGCCGAGUCGCUCGGCCACCCCGGCCGACAGCCCCAAAGCCACCGGCGACGAGAAUGCCGCCGAAGAAGAACUCAAGCCCGCUGAGACGCUAUUCCCCAAGGUCGACCCGGCCGUGGACGGCGAGGACUGCCUGCACGACUGCGCCUCGUGCACGGUGAAGUACCCGGCCAAGUUCGACGUGGACCAGGAGGACAACAUGUACGGGAACAUCAGCGAGUGGGCGACGCACGUGCUGGUCGCGACGGGCAAGACGGACUGGGUGCGCGACGUGGCGGACGAGCCCGGGAGCGUGAUGGAGGCGAUCGAGAAGGGGGGGCUUGUUCCGAGCAAUGGGAAACUCAAACUCUCCGCCUCCAACAUGCCCGUCCCGGACGAAUACCACUACCACGAACCCGGCCAGCAACCCACCACCGUCCUCCUCCUGCCCAGCUUCACCAUCAUCGACCACGUCACGCCCGCCCUGGCGCCGGAUCUGAUUGAGCAUUUCGUCAGCCGCGGCCCGACCACCACCACCCCGCUUGCCUCGCAGCCCACCCCCUCCGAUAUCUCCGAACUCACCCCCCUCCGCGCCCGCCCCUGCCCGCACUCCGCCAUCAUCCUCCUCUGCUCGCACCGCACCCGCGACGCCCGCUGCGGCCAGUCCGCCCCGCUGCUCCGCAAGGAAUUCGAGCGCCACCUGCGCCACCUGAAUCUGUACCGCGACCUGGACGACGAGCGGCCCGGCGGCGUGGGUAUCUACUUCAUCAACCACGUCGGCGGCCACAAGUACGCGGCGAAUGUGAUCAUCUAUCGGCGGCGCGAGUGGGGGUGGCAUUUGGCCGGUGGCGACAUCACGUCUUCUUCUUCUUCUGCUGAUGCGGACGCGGACGCGGACACUGGUGCGGCGCAGGCUGGAGCAUCAGUAGCAGCGGGAGCAGCAGCGGGAGCUGAGGGCGCCGCCCAGGGCAUCUGGCUGGCGCGGGUCAGGCCGCAGGACUGCGAGAAUAUCAUCCGGUAUACGGUGCUGCAGGGGAAGGUGGUCAAGCCGGCGGAGCAGUUGCGGGGCGGGUUUGAUCGGGGGACGGGGAAGACGAGUUGGUAG
This is a messenger RNA of Aspergillus japonicus CBS 114.51, 1169 nucleotides long. RefSeq names its product sucrase/ferredoxin-like domain-containing protein. The transcript has 2 exons. The record is from RefSeq and is a predicted model, not a curated record. Lineage: Eukaryota; Fungi; Ascomycota; Eurotiomycetes; Eurotiales; Aspergillaceae. The coding region runs from base 51 to 1169 and encodes 372 amino acids.